GGGGCCUAGGGGGAGAGGAAGGACGCAAGGGAAGAAGGAGGAAGGAGGGAGCGGCCAUCUUGUUGUCGCGUCGCUGUUGCUGCCGCCGCCGCCGCCGCCUGCGAGGCCGCCAUCGUCCCGAAAGGAGCCAGCGGCCGAGGGCGGAGGCGCGGGAGCGCGAGAGCGAAGGGGAGAGCGGGCCACAGCCGGAGGGGCCGCCGGGCGCGGAUUGAAGUGAGUGAUUUGGGAUAGAACUCAAGUUUGUUAGAAGACUUUUUAAAAAAGGAGUUGUUCCACAGUGCAUCAGCGCAAGUGACUGCUUUACUCUUGAGUGACUUUACAGGUGCUUGCCUUCGUUGCAAUAAAAGGACUCAACCUAUUGAGCAGGACAUAAUUUAUCUCUUCAUCUUGGAGAGCCUAAUAAACUAUUACAGUUUCCGUACUCUAAAAGGAAAAUUUUGAAGUUGCAAAAGACACCUUGGCGCAGAUCCAAACAUGAGUACGGCCAGAACAGAGAACCCUGUUAUAAUGGGUCUCGCCAGCCAGAACGGACAGCUCCGAGGCCCCGUCAAGCCCAGCGGGGGCCCAGGCGGCGGAGGGGGCACGCAGGGCCAGCCCCAGAUCAACCCUCUGAAGCACCCCAAUGCCAUCAACAACGGCACCCAGCAGCAAGCACAGAGCAUGGCCUCCACCAUCAAACCUGGCGAUGACUGGAAGAAGACUUUAAAACUCCCUCCAAAAGAUCUGAGAAUCAAAACUUCGGAUGUGACAUCCACUAAAGGAAAUGAAUUUGAAGAUUACUGCCUAAAGCGAGAGUUGCUGAUGGGAAUUUUUGAAAUGGGCUGGGAGAAACCAUCUCCUAUUCAGGAGGAGAGCAUCCCCAUUGCUUUGUCUGGAAGAGACAUCUUGGCUAGAGCUAAGAACGGAACCGGCAAGAGUGGCGCCUACCUCAUUCCCUUACUUGAACGGCUGGACUUAAAAAAGGACUACAUACAAGCAAUGGUGAUCGUUCCCACACGAGAACUUGCCCUGCAGGUCAGCCAGAUCUGCAUCCAGGUCAGCAAACACAUGGGAGGGGCCAAAGUGAUGGCCACCACCGGAGGCACCAACCUGCGUGACGACAUCAUGCGGCUGGAUGACACAGUGCAUGUGGUGAUCGCCACGCCAGGGAGGAUCCUGGAUCUCAUCAAGAAAGGAGUGGCAAAGGUGGAUCACAUCCAGAUGAUCGUUCUAGAUGAGGCAGACAAAUUGCUCUCCCAAGAUUUUGUCCAGAUAAUGGAGGACAUUAUCCUUACGCUCCCCAAAAACAGGCAGAUCUUGCUCUACUCUGCCACAUUCCCUCUCAGUGUACAGAAGUUUAUGAAUUCCCACUUGCAGAAACCCUAUGAGAUUAAUUUGAUGGAGGAGCUGACCCUGAAGGGAGUGACCCAGUACUACGCUUACGUGACCGAGCGCCAGAAAGUGCAUUGUCUCAACACACUCUUCUCCAGGCUCCAAAUCAACCAGUCGAUCAUCUUCUGCAACUCUUCCCAAAGGGUCGAAUUGCUAGCGAAGAAAAUCUCCCAGCUGGGAUAUUCGUGUUUCUACAUACAUGCAAAGAUGAGACAGGAGCACCGCAAUCGCGUGUUCCACGAUUUCCGGAAUGGCUUAUGCCGCAAUCUCGUUUGCACUGAUCUGUUUACCCGAGGUAUUGAUAUCCAAGCUGUGAAUGUUGUGAUAAACUUUGAUUUUCCAAAGCUGGCAGAGACAUAUCUCCACCGUAUUGGCAGAUCAGGACGAUUUGGCCACCUCGGCCUGGCCAUCAACUUGAUCACCUACGAUGAUCGAUUCAACCUGAAAAGUAUUGAAGAGCAGCUGGGGACAGAGAUCAAGCCCAUCCCCAGCAACAUCGACAAGAGCCUGUACGUGGCGGAAUACCACAGCGAGCCCGGAGAAGACGGAAAAGCGUAAGGGCCGCGCUGCGCUUAAACACUCAAGCAAAAAGAGCCCUUUGAUCUGGACAUGUGAUGCAUCCUUUCUUUGGGGAGGCCCUUCUCUUUGUGGUUUUUUUCAUCUUUAUUUUAUUUGUUUGUUUGUUUUGAACUAUGAAGAUUAAAGAGCUGAGAUCCCCCCUUUUUUUCUUUUUUCCCCCCUUUUUUAAUUUGGCUGUGAGGACGAAAGCAGAAGACAGGACGGAAAUACCUUUGUUUUCCCCACACGUUCGUUGCACUGUGUGCCGACUGGACAAUUGGUUGCACUAACUGCUGGUUUUUAAUUUCUUUCUUUGUGGCGGAGAAGGAGGAGGAGAAGAAGAACUCUGAGCAGAGGAAGGAGACUCCCCGACUCCCCAGAGCUUUCCUUGCGAUUCCAGGUCCAACCCCUGAGUGCAUUUCAACUUCUCCCCGGCUCCUCAUCUGUCUUCUGAGCUAAAGAGCUUGUUACUUAUUUGUGCAAAGUGCCUUAUGCUACGAGACCAUUCAGAAUAUCACCUUUCCGAGAACAACAGCCCAAGGAGUCCAUUUGGUUCAGGUCAACGCCCCCCUCCGCACCUCCGCCCCCUUCCCUUCCCUUCUGCAGACAAGCUGGGCCCGGAGGGGGUGACCCUUGUCCAAAACACCCCCUUUUUUUCUUUUUUGUUCAACCUUUUUUUAAAAAGAAAAACAAAACACAAUGGAGGAGUUGAGAUGCAGUUGCAGUUCACCCACUUUGUAAAUAACCUGUAUUUAAGCGAAGUAACCUGGACCAUCUGGGUCGACGGAGCGUGACCAUGGCCCCAAACGGAGGAAAGAGCCGCUUGCCAGGAGCCUCGGCCUCGACGGGAACACUGCCCUCGAACGAACGAACGACCGGUCCCUCUCCGAGUCUCCUUUGGCGGCCGGCCCUCGCGAGGUAGACUCGUCUCCGAACCGUGGGGUGGUCUUUCCUCUCUGAAGCGUGCUCCGCUGAGAAUUGGAUGUGUAUACUUGUAUAGACUCUGUAAAUAAGUGUUUUUUUUCCCUGUUAUGGGUUCAUAUAUAACUUUUUUUCCUUUUUUUUUUUUUUUGAUGAAGAUUGCUGGGGUUAAAGGGAUUAUAGAUAGAUCUUGACAGCAGCUCAAGGUGAGAGGGGCUCAGUUUCCUGCAACACUGCUCUGUGCCAAGUUUCUCCUUUCCCAAUAUGUCCGGCCUGCUCUAACGCUUUGGGCCAAAAGGAUAGCAAGGCUCCUCUCGAGGCACUCGUUUAGAUUCCCCAUACCCUAAAAAAAAAAAACAGCAAAAUAAGCAUCUCAAUUAUCAGGGGAAGAAGAGCUCCUUUGCCUUGCUGCACAGAGAGAGUGGAUUUGGGAGGACAAAUGGCAAACGCCACUGGCCGGUUCUGGAGCCCUCAUGUCUGCUUUCCUCGAGUGACCCCCAAAGCAGGCCAGGCCCAAGGGCUGGGCUCUUUCCCCCCUCCGCUUGCCCUCUUCCUCGGCGGGAGGCCCAGCAGUGUUGCCUGAAAUUGCGCCCCUCCCAACAUAUGCUUGAUGUUUGGCCUGAUCUGCAGGCAAAAGGAGUGAGACAACUCGAACCUGUAAACUUCUUAAGAAUUCCCUUCCAGCCUGACCAGCAACGGGCCGCCAGGAGGCACUGGGAGAGGCACGCAGCCACCACCCCCCCCCCCCCCGCCUCCUCCCUUGCGGACGCCGCGUAUUCAGGCGUUGCACUUGCGCCCCUUCCUCCCCGGCCUCCUUGCCCUCCGGGGCCGAGGUUUGUUCGCCUCGGCUCCUCUGGGCCGGAAGGGCUUCCCCACCAGCACGCAUGCUGGAUCCCAGUGCCUCCUGGCAGAGCCCUCUUUCACAGUGAAAUUGUUUUUGUCUAUGAGUAACUCCACAGGAACGUUGUCGUAGCAGCAGCUGCACUAAAGAGCAACCCCUCUCUCUGCUGGGGAGUCGGGCGGGCAAGGAUUCUCUCUUCAAAAUAGGCAAAUCUGACCAAAAGUAUGGCCGUCCGCCUUCCCAGCAGAGGAGGAGGAGGAGGAGGAAGGGGCAGUUUGAGUGCAAAAGGGACGUGUGUGCAGAGCCCCGGGGCCUUGGUUGCGAGCGCCUGUGUUUGCACACUUCCCCGACGGUGCCACGAGUGGAGGUGGCCCCUUUGCACCCCCCUUUGCAAGUCCCUCUCGAAGCACAGCAUUUUUAAAUGGAAAGUAUUACUCUACUGGGGCCGCCGGUUAGAGGAGCGGCCAACGCAGCCAUUUUGGGUGGCCUUUCCUGGGUCAGAGGGCCACCCAACCUUGGCUAGUAGCAGUCCCUCCCUCGCUCUCUUUCUUUCUCUCCAGAGCGCAGAGGGACUGUUUCUAAAAGGAAAGAUGCUCCAAAUGCGGGCUGGGGGGACACAGCCCCUUUUUUCCCCCUUGUCAGAAAAUACAGAAACAUUUCUAAAUUUGUGUUCAUAAAAGUGAAGAUUGCCCUUUGCUGAUCUGAAAAGGAGAGGCUGAAAUGCCUUUGGGGCUGAUUCAGCCCUCGAUGAAGGUGGCUCUCUCUUCCCAAAAUUUGCAGUGGGUUUCCCCGGGUGGGGCGGGGGGUGGGUGGACCUUGAGUUUUAUUUCUUUUCUCUAGAAUGAGGUGGGAGCAUCUUUCCUUCGGCCUUUUGUCUUUGUGCCUGUCGCUGGGGUUGGGUGCGAUCAUGGAAGCCGGGUGCAGAGGCGGCAGAGGCCGUUCUUGUCAGGCAUCUCAUUCUAGUCGUCUUUCUUUUAGGGGUGGGCUCACCUGGAGAGGGUUGGCCAGGUGAGCGGCCUCCGUGGGCCCUUGUUCCCGGCAGUGAACUGACCCCCGCUGCUGGGGCCAAGGGGCAGUCGGCAUUGCCGUUUGAGCCAGAGCCCCCUUUCGAACCUGGGAGGGUCGGUGUCUUUUCCUGGACUCUGUGACUCCCUCUUAGGCUCUGAAAGGGAGAGCGGAAGAGGUCUCCUUUUCUGGCAGGAUCCACGAACCCUCUCCAGGUGAUUGGGGUGGGAUGGGGAGGGGUCUCUAAGAUACAGCCCGGCUGUGUUUUAACCACGAAUUUGGGGGGGGGGGGGUGAGGGGUUGGGAGGCAGAAAUAAGUCAGAAGACUCCCUUUAUUGACAAACUGGAAAACUAAAGAGGGACACACUCCUUUAUUUUUGGUUUCAAACAACCUUAAUGCGUUGGUCCCCCGACCAGGCGAACAGCGGGGACCACAAUUUGGAAACGGGGUGGGAGGGGGGAAAGGGGGACACGAUCCUCUAAUUUUUUUUUUUUUUUGGGAAAACUGGUACCUGGCAGAUGUCCAGCAGAGCUCGGUUUUGGUUCGGUGUAUUCUCUCUGUACGCAAUGAUGUAUUGGAAGGCCGGUGGCCGCUGCGUCAGAGUCCAGGAGUGAUUAAGGAUGCCACCCUGAGUGGUUUGAAAACAGAAUUGGCUCAAUAAAAGCUCACUGGGACUUA
Messenger RNA from Anolis carolinensis (green anole), 5375 nucleotides. It is a transcript of the gene ddx6, whose product is annotated as DEAD-box helicase 6. Gene Ontology annotation, biological process: negative regulation of translation; P-body assembly; cytoplasmic stress granule assembly. NCBI's taxonomy places the organism in Eukaryota, Metazoa, Chordata, Lepidosauria, Squamata, Anolidae. Gene Ontology annotation, molecular function: RNA helicase activity; mRNA binding; ATP binding. The transcript has 14 exons. Gene Ontology annotation, cellular component: P-body; cytoplasmic stress granule. The coding region runs from base 475 to 1929 and encodes 484 amino acids. The record is from RefSeq and is a predicted model, not a curated record.